Molecule: messenger RNA, 970 nt
Organism: Acanthoscelides obtectus
Lineage: Eukaryota; Metazoa; Arthropoda; Insecta; Coleoptera; Chrysomelidae
Source: the annotation of a GenBank genome assembly
AGUUUGUAUCUGGAGACCCUUCAGGGGAAUUAGCUAGGAACUUACGAAGAGAGCUAGUGAAGUUGUCUGACAAAUGGAAUGCGUUGGUGGAUAAAAGUGAUGAGCUGGCGACUAGAUUUGAGCAGAAUACUUUAAAACUAAACCAACUAACAACAACUCUGGAAGAAGCCUGCGCAGCUGUCUCUCGCCUAGAACGUGCUACCCUAACGUGGAGCGGCCCCGGAGCGCAGCUGAAGCCAGGGAACUUCUCGCAGGCCUGCGCGCAUUAGAACAACAGCUGCCGCAGCUUCAAAGGCGACUGGAGGAAGCUAGAGCGCAUGCAGCUGCGCUUGGUGCGGCGUUGCCGCAACAAUCAGCUGCACAGCUGGAAGAUUGUGCGGCGAGGACCAGAGCGUUGCAAGCUGCGAUUAGAGAGAGGAGGGAGGUGCUUACGACGAGUACACAGGGUUUACGAGCCCAAAACGACAAAAUUCUAGACGUAGCAGACAUGGUGCUAGUACUGAGGGCGAUCUACGGAAACGUAGCCGCUGUAGAUACAACAGUAGACGUACCACUUUGCGUUGACUUGGCACUCAACUGGUUACUUAACGUAUACGAUAGUCAAAGAACGGGGCAGAUCAGGGUUCUUAGUUUUAAGGUGGGUUUGACAAUCUUAUCAAAAGCGCACUUAGAAGAAAAGUAUCGCUACCUGUUUCGUCUCAUAGCUGAUCCUGACCAAAAAGCUGAUCAACGUAAGCUAGGACUACUCUUACACGAUGUUCUACAGAUACCUAAACAACUGGGAGAAGUCGCUGCGUUUGGUGGAAGUAACAUUGAGCCUAGCGUCAGGAGUUUGUUUGGGAGAAAGCGAAAAUUUGGAGGCGGCUCAUUUUCUUGCUUGGUUGAAACAGGAACCUCAGGUAAGCUGUUAUUGUCAUUGAACAAAUUCACAUACAGUGUCCGUCAUCACCAAGGAAAUCGAAUAGAUUAG